AUGAGUAAUUUCUGGCCCAGAGGGCGGAGCUUCCCUGUGGGCCCUGCCACUGCUCAGGCCCGGGCUGUUUCUGUCUUGUGUAAGCCACAGUCAGGGUCCAUCACAGCCGCUGAGCUGGCCGUGACGCUCGCCCAGGGCUGUGGGAACCAGGAGGCUGCCUGUGUGGAGGGCAGCAGCAGGAGUUUAGGAGCAGGAGAGAGCGAGGAGGGGCUAGACCUAGGGGCCAGACUCUGUGGACCAGCCAGAGGCUCCUACUCCAGCAUGGAGCCCCGCGCUGCCGCCGCCCGGGAGCUGCUCCUGGCUGCGCUCGAAGACCUAAGCCAGGAGCGGUUGAAGCGCUUCCGCGACAAGCUGCGGGACGCGCCGCUGGACGGCCGCCGCAAACCGUGGGGGCGGCUGGAGGGCGCGGACGCCGUGGACCUCGCGGAGCACCUGAUCCAUUUCCACGGGCCGGAGCGCGCGCUAGACGCGGCGCAAAAGACCCUGAAGAGGGCGGGCGGCUCCGAUCCUGCGGGUGGCCCCGACCCCGGAUUGCGCCCCUCCCCGCCCCGCACAGUCGGCGGGGCCUCACCGCAGUUCUCCCUUCCAGGGCUCGGCCCCAGCUCCUCGGCGCUGCUCUCCGUGUCCGAGUACAAGAAGAAAUACCGAGAGCACGUGCUGCGGCAGCACGCCAAGGUGAGGGAGAGGGACGCUCGCUCCGUGAAGAUCAGGGAGCGCUUCACCAAACUGCUCCUCGCGCCCGAAAGCGCUGCCCUGGAGCACGAGGCUCUGGGGCCCGCGGAGGAGCCGGAGCGACGCGCUCGGCGAUCCGACACCCGCACCUUCAACCGCCUGCUCGGCCGCGACGGGGAGGGCCAGAGGCCGCCGACCGUGGUGCUGCAGGGCCCGGCGGGCGUCGGCAAGACCAUGGCGGCCAGGAAAAUCCUGUACGACUGGGCGGCGGGCAAGCUGUACCACGGCCAGGUGGACUUCGCCUUCUUCGUGUCUUGCCGCGAGGUGCUGGAGCGACCGGGCACGUGCAGCCUGGCCGACCUGGUCCUAGACCAGUACCCCGACCGCAACGCGCCGAUGCGGCAGAUGCUAGCGCAGUCCAAGCGGCUGCUGUUCAUUCCGGACGGCGUGGACGAACUGCCGGCGCCAGGGCCCGCCGAGGCCAAGCCCUGCACAGACCCCCUUGAGGCCGCGAGCGGCGCGCGGGUGCUGGGCGGCCUGCUGAGCAAGGCGCUGCUGCCCACGGCCCGCGUGCUGGUGGCCGCGCGCGCCGCCGCCCCCGGGAGGCUGCAGAGCCGCCUGUGCUCCCCGCAGCGCGCCGAGGUGCGCGGCCCCUCCGACAAGGACAAGAAGUACUUCUACAAGUUCUUCCAGGACGAGUGGAGGGCGGAGCGUGCCUACCGCUUCGUGAAGGAGAAAGAGACGCUGUUCUCGCUGUGCUUCGCCGUGUGCUGGAUCGUGUGCCCCGUUCUGCGCUAGCUGCCAGGCCCUGACCUGUCGCGCACCUCCAAGACCACCACGUCGUACCUGCUUUUCAUGGGCAGCGUCCUGAGCUCGGCGCCCGCGGCCGAACCCCGCCUGCAGGAAGAGCUGCGCAAGCUGUGCCGCCUGGCCUGCGAAGGCGUCCUCGGGGGCAGGGCGCAGUUCUCUGAGAAGGACCUGGAACGACUGGAGCUUUGCGGCUCCAAAGUCCAGACGCAGUUUCUCCGCAGGAAGGAGAUGCCAGGCGUGCUGGAAACCGAGGUCACCUACCGGUUCAUCGACCAGAUCUUCCAGGAAUUCUUAGCCGCACUGUCCUACCUGCUGGAGGACGAAGGGGCUCCCCAGACACCUGCUGGCGGCGUAGGGGCACUUCUGCGGGGGGACCCGGAGCUGCGUGGCCGCCUCGCGCUCACUACGCGCUUCCUUUUCGGGCUACUGAACGCAGAGAGGAUGCGCGACAUGGAGCACCACUUCGGCUGCGCGGUUUCAGAGCGCGGGAAGCAGGAUGUCCUGAGGUGGGUGCAGGAUCAGGGCCAGGGCUGCCCUAGGGCGGCGCCAGAGGGGACAGAGGGGACCCAAGCGCUCCGGGGCGCUGGGGAGUCAGAGGAGGAGGAGGGCGAGGAGCUCAACGACCUGCUGGAGCUGCUGUACUGCCUGUACGAGACGCAGGAGGACGCCCUUGUGGACCAGGCCCUGCGCGGCCUCCCCUAGCUGGCCCUGGAGCGAGUGCACUUCAGCAGAAUGGACCUGGCCGUCCUGAGCUACUGCGUGCGGUGCUGCCCGGCGGGGCAGGCGCUGCAGCUGGUUAGCUGCAGACUGGCCACUGCACAGGAGAAGAAGAAGAGCCUGAUGAAGCGGCUACAGGGCCGCCUGGGAGGCAGCUCUAGCUCUCGAACCACCAUGAGAAAACCCCCGGGCUCCCCACUGCAUCCACUCUGCGAGUGGACCGACGGACAGUGUGGUCUGAACACCCUGACGCUGUCCUGCUGCAAACUGCCCGACUUGGUCUGCAGAGACCUCUCUGAGGCCCUGACGGAGCUGGGCCUCUUCCACAGCUGGCGCAGCGAGGCCGGCCUGCGUGCGCUGAGUAAGGCCCUGGCCUGGCCCCAGGGCCGCUGCAGACACUCAGCAGCUGGGCCUCCAGGAGGCUCCCAGUACGUGUUUGGCCUGCUCCAGCAGAGCCCAGCGCUGACUACCCUGGACCUCAGUGGCUGCCAGCUGUCGGGGCCUAUGGCGACCUACUUGUGUGCCGUCCUGCAGCUCCCAGGGUGCCGCCUGCAAAGCCUCAGGUGGGAGACCCAGACAGACACGGCCCCUUACCUGCUCCUGGACAGCCCCCGAGACCUCCCCACACCCUGGGGACAGGUAUGUCUCCGUCCUCCCCACCAGGAGGAGGGGCUCCCCUCCCCUAACCCCACUGCUGCCCCACCCACGUUCCUCUCCUGGGACCCUCCAGCCUUCCCACUGCAGGCGCCCCUCAGCAGCAAGGGUGAUGCUGCGCACCCCCAGGAAUUGAGAACCUACAGUGUGUUGGCCUUUACUUGGUGCAGGGUGACCCAUUUGCUGAUCCUGUGCCCAUGCACAGUAUGGGCACCCAUAGCCCACUACUCGGCUCCAGCCAUAGGGGAUCAAGCAGGGGCUGCCCCUUGGCUGAAGGUAGGUAGGUCACUUCCCUCCUCAGGAAUUUGGGUCUCAGCAGUAGGAGUGAAGCCAUCCCUGAGGCUGUGUGGUCUGAGCCCAGAGGUGUCCACUCGCUGUCUGAGGACUUCAGAAACAGGCCAGAGGAGAGUGGGCAUGGAGCCCCUGCGCCGGAUGGCAGCUGUGAUGGCACAGGUGGGGGCCAGCGCCCCGUGCACUGAUGAUAAAUUCUCCCUGGGAUUCGUUUUUGUUGGUUUCUGUUGCGCUGAGCCGGGCAUCCUAACAGGUGCUCGAACUCUUCCGUUUGGUCCCCAGCCCAUCUCAGUGGGACAGGGUUGUAGCCCCCGUUUCCCGGGUGAGCUCAGGGGAACAGCCUGAUGCCGGAAGCUCUGACGUGAGGCUUGGCCUCGAUGGGCAGGGCCAGCGACUGACAGCCCCCGAAUCCUGAAGUCUUCUCUGCUCAACCCUGCUGGACUUGGCCAGCUUCUGGGACCCCAGUCAGCCCCUUCACUUCCCCAAAUUCCCUUCCAUAAUCCAUUUUCAAAUCCAGUUAUUCAUUCCACAGAACAGACAAAAAAUCCCUGCCCUCCUGGAGCUGGCAUUCUAGGAGGAAGGGAAAGCAGGGGGCUGGGGGGAUGGAGCCAAUGGUUUCCUCCUACAUGUAAGUAGUCUGGGAAAAUCUGGUUGUGGACGAGGCAUUUGAAAACGGAAGGAAGAGAGGGAUCAACCCUAAGGAUGUCCUGAAGAAAAGGCAGUGGGAUAGCAAGUGUAAAGGCCACGAAGGGGCCUGUCUUGGUUGGCUCGGGCUGCUGUAACAAAAUACCAUACACUGGGUGGCUUGUCAACAGCAUAAGUUUAUUUCUCACAGUUCUGGAGGCUGGGAUGUCCAAGGUUAAGAUGCCAGUCAAUCUGGUGUCUGGUGAGGACCCUCUCCCUGCAGAUGGCUGUCUUCUGGCUGUGUCCCCACAGGGUAGAAAGAGGGCGAGCUCUCGGGCCUCUUCUUAUAAGGGCAGUAAUCCCGUUCUUGACAGCUCUUGACCUAAUUAUGUCCCAAAGGCCCCACCUCCAAAUACCAUCACACCGGGGAUUAGAAUUCAAUGGAUGGGUUUGGGGGGAUCACAUUCAGUCCAUAGCAGGGAGCGUGCUUGGAAUGGUGCAGAAGCAGCAA
Messenger RNA from Eubalaena glacialis (North Atlantic right whale), 4279 nucleotides. It is a transcript of the gene NLRP6, whose product is annotated as NLR family pyrin domain containing 6. The record is from RefSeq and is a predicted model, not a curated record. Lineage: Eukaryota; Metazoa; Chordata; Mammalia; Artiodactyla; Balaenidae. Gene Ontology annotation, cellular component: canonical inflammasome complex; cytoplasm. Gene Ontology annotation, biological process: regulation of inflammatory response; response to bacterium; acute inflammatory response. Gene Ontology annotation, molecular function: vasopressin receptor activity; peptide binding.